CGAGUGAGAAUAUACGUUAUAGAGUGUUAUAUCUUACGCGCUUAAGGGCUUUCUCAGCUUUGAUUGGCUAGUACAGUGGCGGAGAGUUUGACUUAAAUUUGUCCUCGGUAGGUCAUGCCGUGUGCAGGUUUUCGUGGUUGCGGCAUGCGUUGUUUGCAAGCAUGUUUGAUGAAUAUAAAUGUAAAAUAUUGGUAUUCUAACGUUUUAUUUUACUUAUUUUGUGCAUGUACCAGGCUUGGUUUAUCAUACAUUCUGUUUGUUGGCCUAUCGGUUGCUGGCGAUGUCAAGGAAUCCGUGAGUUCGAGGGCUUUUCUCGAUUUUAGGUUAUACAUGUAGCAUUUUAUUGAUGGAUAUUGCGACACAGAUGGAUGCUAAUUGACAACGCCUUUUUAGUUUAUUGCAGGUAGGCAAUGCGGGUGAAAGUACUGCUGACGUCAGUGGAAUUUUCGAUGAAAUUAUGCUGGGAAGGCGUUUCUUUAGUUGGGAGGAAUUUGAGAAUUCCUUAGGAGAAUUUCAACAAUUGUCCUGCACUCACUAUGUGCAUAUUCAAAGCAAAACAACAGGGGAAGACAGAUAUAAGUACGCUUACGUUUAUUUUAAAUGCACUUUUGGCGUGAACCGUGGAAAAGCUGGCCUGAAAUUGCGAAACAAGUCGUAAGAGGAAUUGUAUUAUGAUAAUAUGUAUGUUUAAGGUCUAAAUGUUGCAACUGUCUGUCUGCAUUUCGCGUAAUUUUGCGUUAUAGUGAAUACGUGAUAACAUCCCACAAAAUGGUCCACAACCAUCCAUGCACCAGGGUGUAUAUGCAGAAUGAUCCAUGGUCUAGACGACUGUCAGCGGAAGAGAAAGAAAAUAUAGAACCACUUCUUCACCAAUCACACUCAUCAGAUGAAAUAAUUAUGCAUGUUAAGGAAACAUUCCACAAGGACAUAACUCUUAAUGACGUUAGAAAUCUGAAAGCUUCAGUUAAUAAAGGUAACGUUAAUGUAAAUGUAAACUACUUCAGGUAUAUCGAGCCGUUAUGACAUUUUUGAAUUCCUAAAGUCCCGUGGGAAGUUAUUGGAGUAUUAUGCAGAUGAACCGAUAAGGAAUUCACUGAUGAGAGUCUGUUUUUCUACUUAUGAGCAAAUAGAUUUGUAUAAACGUUUUCCGGAGGUUGUUGGCAUCGAUUCUACAUAUAACACAAAUAAAGGGAAGUAUUCUUUGUUUCAAUUGGUUGUAACGGAUAAUUUUGGUCGUGGGAGACCGGUUCUAUUUGCUUGGACGCGAAAGGAAUUCAAGCGUGAUGUUGUUUGGAUUUUGGACUCGUUUCGUAGCAUAAUGGAAGACACCUCUAAAACAGAAACAUUCAUUAUGGAUUGUGCGCAAGCCGAAAUAGGAGCAGUGAAGUUAACACACAGAGAAGCGCACAUUGUUCUUUGUUCUUUUCAUGUUUGUCGUGCAUUUUGUCGUAAAACGCGGAAUCCCAUUGUUAAGAACUACUUAUGUCGCUUAAUUCAGUGUAAAAGGAGAUCUGAAUUUAACUUCUAUUUCAGAGUUAUAAGCCGAUUGGAUGUUGGUGUCAGUCAGUAUUUACAACGUCGUUGGAUGAGUCGACGACACUUGUGGGCAGCAGCUUUCAGGGAACAUGUACUGACUUUGGGUAAUGAUACCAACAAUCGUGUAGAAAGUUCUCACAAGCAGAUGAAGCGGUACUUGCUUAGAUCAGAUAGUCUGCAUCAAAGCAUGCUGAAGGUUCACAAAUGGUUUCAACUUAGUAAUUCUAGAAUAGAGCAGGAGUCCAUGAUUGCUCAGUCGCGUUCCCUCAAGUAUUCAUGUUCCGAACGCAUAAUACCAAUUUUACGCCACCUGACGCCAUACACUGCGAAGAAAGUGAUCGCUGAUUAUGCGAAGCGACGAUGGACUUCUUUUCAGUUAGAAGGUUUUGAUUAUAUCUUCUUGGAUGACAAUGGGAGACCAGUAGAGGUGGAUCUGCGCGCAUGCACAUGUACUUGUAUGACGUUCCAGACUUGUCGGUAUCCCUGUCGACACUUGCUGAUGGUGCAUUUAAAAAAGGCGUGUUUCACAGUUAAUCAUGUGCUGCAGAACUGUAAACGAUGGACAUGGUCUCGCCAAUCGUACGCAAUUCCAAGCACGUCAGCAAUUGUGCCGCUAAAUCAAUGUGACUUAUACGUAACCAAUAGGAGGCUUAUUAAUGCGGGCCUGACGAGAAUUUGCGACAAAUAUGGACGGAGGUUUGCCGCAGAGUUCGCUGGACAAGUAGUCGCUCAAAUCAACAAUGUUCUUGAUGUGUAAAUUAAAUACUUUCGUAUUACAAUAAUAAUAAACUUUUCGUAUUAA
Molecule: messenger RNA, 2338 nt
Organism: Trichobilharzia szidati
Lineage: Eukaryota; Metazoa; Platyhelminthes; Trematoda; Strigeidida; Schistosomatidae
Source: the annotation of a GenBank genome assembly